AUGCAGCCCCUGACUCGGAGACAAACUUUCCUCGGCUCACGCCUCCUAAUCCCGACCCUUCUCCGUCGAAACCCGACUGUCAGAUCUCUCGCCGGCGCGUUGUCGUCAAACCACACCCACACUACACAAAUUCAAUUCUCUACCUCUUCAAUUCUUAAACAACGGAGGAUUAGAAUCAAAUUCACCGGCACCUCCGAUCGCCGCCGUAGAUACGAGCCAGUUUUAACGGCGAUGGACUCGAACCCGCCGGAAUCUGAUCUAUCUGUUUCAGAUUUUGUUCACGUGGAGGAUUUGAGUUCCAGUACUAAUGCUGAGGGUUUGGAUGCGAGUGUUGUGUCUGUGGAGGUGGAUGAAGAGAGAGGUGAUGAUGACGCGGGGGUGAGUGCGGGAGGUGAAGGUGAAGGGGAUGGCGGUGACAGGAAGGUUCUUCCAGAGGAGUUGUCGAGGAGUGUGAUGAUGCUUUCGUGUGAAUCUUCAGCUGAAGGAGGGUCUUGCGACGUGUACUUGGUUGGAACUGCUCACGUUUCCAUGGAAUCUUGCCAAGAAGUUCAAACUGUAAUCAACUUCUUGAAACCACAGGUGGUGUUUUUGGAGUUGUGCUCAAGUCGUGUGGCUGUACUUACUCCACAAAAUCUAAAGGUGCCAACUAUGGGAGAAAUGAUAGAUAUGUGGAAGAAAAAGAAUAAUCUCUUUGGAAUACUCUACAGCUGGUUUCUUGCUAAGGUAGCUAGUAAGCUUGAGGUUUUUCCUGGAGCUGAGUUUCGUGUGGCAUUUGAAGAAGCAAUGAAGUAUGGUGGCAAGGUCAUACUUGGUGAUCGGCCCGUGCAGAUAACAUUGCGGAGGACAUGGGCAAAAAUGCCACUUUGGCAUAAGACAAAAUUGUUGUACUCCCUAUUAUUCCAAGCAUUUUUCUUACCAAGCCCUGAAGAUCUCAAUAAAAUGCUGAAUGAAAUGGACGAUGUCGACAUGUUGACUCUUGUGAUUCAUGAGAUGAGCAAGGAGUUCCCCACUCUGAUGGAAACACUCGUGCAUGAGCGUGAUCAGUACAUGUCAUCCACGUUACUAAGAGUUGCUAGCGAGCACAAGACAGUUGUUGCUGUUGUUGGAAAAGGGCACCUUCAGGGAAUUAAGAAGCACUGGAAGCAGCCUGUUGAGGUGGAAAAUCUUCUUAAUAUGCCUUCACAGAAACCUGUUGUCUCUGCUGUGAAGAUUCUCACAGGCCUUGGAGUUGCAGUUGCUGGGGUGGCCAUUAUUUCUGGAAUUUAUUUUUCGAGCAAGAAAUAG
Messenger RNA from Ilex paraguariensis (yerba mate), 1284 nucleotides. The record is from the annotation of a GenBank genome assembly. Lineage: Eukaryota; Viridiplantae; Streptophyta; Magnoliopsida; Aquifoliales; Aquifoliaceae.